This is a messenger RNA of Lodderomyces pseudojiufengensis, 1473 nucleotides long. RefSeq lists its product as uncharacterized. NCBI's taxonomy places the organism in Eukaryota, Fungi, Ascomycota, Pichiomycetes, Serinales, Debaryomycetaceae. The record is from RefSeq and is a predicted model, not a curated record. The transcript has a single exon. Bases 1 to 1473 code for a protein of 490 amino acids. Gene Ontology annotation, molecular function: protein binding.
AUGUCUGAGGAAAGACAAAAAUUAUUGCAACAAAAGCGACAACGACUAUUAGAGUUAAGACAAAAGAGAGCUUCUAAUGCAAAUGCCAAUGUUGAUGCUGCUCAUCAUGUUAAGCAAAGUAUUGAUGUUUCAAUUCAAACCGAUCCAAUAGAAGUAAACAACAUACAAAAAAGUGAAGUUAGAAUUGAGAGUGAAACAAAACAACUAAUUACAUAUGAGGCAGGAGUUCAAACUACAAGUGCAAUAGAGGAUGUACCGAAAGAAAAAUCUGAGCCAAUAAAACCAAAUUUUAUAAACAAAUCAGAAAUAUCUCCAAAUGAACUCAAUACAUCUAUCAUCGACUCAAUAAAAUUAAUAAAUAAAUUACAAAUCACUAAGACUGUCAAUUUGAAGAAAAAAGAAGAGGAAGUUAAAGUCAAUUUAAAUUUUGUCGAAUCCUCGGAGCAUUUUAAAUUUGAUCGACCGAUAACAUCAGUAGAUCGUAAAGACUCAUCAUUAGUUGUUUCAUUCGAAAAGUCCUCCAAAUUCGAUCAUGAUGCAAUAAUAUAUCACAUCGAAGAAGGAUCAUUAAUACCAACAAACUACUUGACUUGUAUACCAGCAAUAACUAAUAUUCAAUUUGAUAAAUUCAACCGUCAAAAAACACUAGGUUUUUCAAAUCAUGAUAAAUUUUGUAUAUGGGAGUUAGAUUCCAGUGCAUUAAUUCAAAAUCCUACAAUAAUGACAAAUUCUAGUUUUCUACUAAAACGAAAAGAUUGGCUUUCUCAUAAUGAUACCAUAGUCCUUACUAAACAAAUCAAGAUAGAUACUAAUGAAUGUUUGUUAACUUUAUCAAAAAACCUUAUAUUAAACAUAUGGUCAAUGAAUUUAUUAAGUUCACCCAAGUAUUCGUUCGAUUUAAAUGAUAAGAAAGAGGUUAAACUUCAAAGAAUAAUGGAUGCAAUAUACAUAGGCGAUGAAGAACUUGUUGGAGAGGUCAAAUCUGAUGUGUUCAAGAUACUUUUGAUAGGUGUAGAUAACAAGAUAUAUGAUGAGGCACUUUCAAGAAUACACGAAGAUUCAAGUCUUCUAUUGACCACGUCAAUAGCCAGUUUGAGUCGAGACUAUAUUAUAACUGCACAAUUAGAUUGGAGAUUAAUAAUUUGGAAAAAAGAUCAAUUCCUACCUUAUAAGAUCAUAAAUUAUUCAAAAAAGAUAUUGAAAGUCAUAGCACGGCCAGAUAACGAUUUCCAAUUUUUGACCUUGAGUGAGUAUCAAAAUAAACAGUACAUUGAAUUUUGGGAUUUUACGAUACAACUAUACAAGCCUUUGUUGAAGAUUGUGGAACAAAAUAAAUCUAUUGAUAUUUUACAAUUUAAUGGCCCUAAUGAGUUGUGUGUGGGAGAUGAAAAAGAAAUAACAAAUUACAAGUUAAAUAAAGAUUAUAAAUUUGUUAAUGAUGUAAAUACAUUUGAUAAAGGUCUAUCUAUAUAA